Molecule: messenger RNA, 1065 nt
Organism: Stylonychia lemnae
Lineage: Eukaryota; Ciliophora; Spirotrichea; Sporadotrichida; Oxytrichidae
Source: the annotation of a GenBank genome assembly
AUGAGUGAAGAAGAAUCUAAAUCCACAGAUCAUCAGCAUCCUACUGAGCAUUGCCAUGAGGAGGGGCACCAUCAUCAUCAACCAGGAGAGAAAUGCGAAAAAAUUAUCAUCAAGCCUCAAUAUAACAUUCAGUUCUAGCAUUUCGAUAUGGGAGGAUGGGAUUUUUAUCACUCUGAGUAUCCUAUGUUUAGCGCAAAAUAAUUAGACUAAGUGUCAGAUUUAGUGGGGACAAUGAGUAUGCCAGAAGUAUUUUACGGGUUCAACAGAUUAUUCAUCGUGAACACUGCUAAAGAUAUUCUCCUUGAGUUUGCCCCUGUUGAAGCUUUAAGUUUAGCAAGUUUUACUAAGAGAGAAGUCUUAGCAAAGAAAGGAGAGCAAUCAAUAGAUUAAUAGCUUGAGGCUUUGAAUUUAAACCUUUCAUAAAAUGAACUCGGUCUCAAUAAAAUAGACCUGGUUCCUAAGAAUAUAGAAGUGAAGGAUGCCUUUAUAUGGAAAAAGAAAGAUAUGACAAAGGUAAAGGAUUUCAAGUAGAUUGAGGUAAUUUCUGAUUGGACAUACUCUUCAACUUACAAGGGGAAUGUCAGAUAUCUCUCCAAUCAUGAAACCCGCUUGAAGCAGGAAACAACUCUUGAAUUACAUUCCAAGGGUGACGGCAAUAUUAGAAUAGAAUCUACUGAGGAAGCUAUUCCCUUAGAUAAACUUGGAAGAGAGAACCCAAUCCUUCACUUUGGAGAGGUUUUCCUCUAUGAAGACGAUCUUGGUGAUUAGGGAUAUACUAGAAUGCAAAUUAGAUUCAGAGCAAUGAAGGACUGCUUCUACGUUUUGGUCAGAUACUAUCUAAGAGUGGAUGAAGUCUUAGUGAGAGUGUUUGAUACCAGAAUUUAUCAUGAGUUUGAUCAAGAUUAUAUUCACAGAGAAUUCCAACACAAAGAAAGCACAUAUGAUCAACUCAGAGCUAAAGAUUUUAAUCUUAAUAGUGAUUGGAGUUUGAGCAAAACUCAAAGCGAUGAAGUAUUCCCACACUUAGAUCUCUAGUUUAAAUGCUUAGAUAAGGUAUUCUUUUGA